Ananas comosus (pineapple) is the source of this 2661-nucleotide messenger RNA. RefSeq names its product protein PLASTID MOVEMENT IMPAIRED 1-like. The record is from RefSeq and is a predicted model, not a curated record. The transcript has a single exon. NCBI's taxonomy places the organism in Eukaryota, Viridiplantae, Streptophyta, Magnoliopsida, Poales, Bromeliaceae. The coding region runs from base 132 to 2405 and encodes 757 amino acids.
ACCACGACGAUGAUGACAAUGACGACGACGCUGCUGCCGACGACCGCCACUGCCAUCGCACCCCCGCGGGCGCGGCGGUGGCGGAGGCGGCUUCUUCCGGAGAGAAGAAGGGGAUAUGGAAUUGGAAGCCGAUGCGCGCGCUGUCGCACAUCCGGAUGCAGCGCCUCGGGUGCUUGUUCUCCGUCGAGGUGGUCGCCGUCCAGGGCCUCCCGGCCUCGAUGAACGGGCUCCGCCUAUCGGUCUCCGUCCGCAAGAAGGAGACCAAGGACGGCGCCGUGCAGACGAUGCCCGCGCGGGUGCUGCAGGGCUCCGCCGACUUCGAGGAGACGCUCUUCGUCCGCUGCCACGUCUACUGCAGCGGCAGUGCGGGGAAGCCGCUCAAGUUUGAGCCUCGGCCGUUCGUCAUCUCGGCCGUGGCGAUCGACGCCCCGGAGCUCGACUUCGGGAGGAGCACGGUGGACCUGAGCUCGCUGGUGAAGGAGUCCAUGGAGAAGAGCUUCGAGGGGGCCCGUGUCCGGCAGUGGGACGUGGCGUUCCCGCUCGUCGGCAAGGCGAAGGGCGGGGAAUUGGUGCUCAAACUAGGAUUUCAGAUCAUGGAGGAUGGCGGGGUGGGCAUCUACAACCAGGCCGAUGCCGCCGCAAAGUCGAGCGGCAAAGGGAGGGACUCGUCGCUGUCGUUCUCGUUCAUGCGGAAGCAGUCCAAAUCCUCAUUCAGCGUCGCGAGCCCGAAGAUCACGCGGUCGGAGCCUUCGUCGACGCCGACAAAGGAUCUGUCGGCGCAUAUCGACCUCAAGGGGAUCGACGAGUUCAGCCUCGACGAACUGGGCCCGCCGGAGCCCAGCCCUCCGACGGCGCCGGAGCCCAGCCCUCCGACGGCUCAGAACCCCGAGCCCGAGCCGAAGGACGAUCUGGACUUGCCGGAAUUCGACGUCGUCGAUAAGGGGAUAGAAAUUCAAGAGGACAAAGAAGACGAGGCAGAGGAAGGCGAGGCGGCAGCGUCGGCGGAGAACACUGAUACGGCGUCGGCAUCGAGCGAAGUCGUGAAGGAAGUGGUGCACGACACCGCGCACCUGACCCGGCUGACGGAGCUCGACGCGAUCGCGAAGCAGAUCAAGGCCCUGGAGUCGAUGAUGAUCGGAGACGAACCGAAUUCUGACGCCGCCAAAACAGCGGUGCAAGAUGACGACAACGACAACGAACCACAGCAGCUGGAUGCGGAGGAAGAGACUGUGACUAGAGAGUUCCUCCAGAUGCUCGAGCUCGAGGGCUCGAAGGAAUACGCAGAACUCGACAUGCCGGACCGCUUUUCUCCGUCGAAAAUCAGCACGAAAGCCGGUUCGGAAUCUGAAUCCGGCGCCUAUAUAUCGGAUCUAGGAAAAGGCCUGGGCUCCGUGGUUCAGACGAGGGACGGCGGCUUCUUAGCCGCGACGAAUCCGUUCGACGUGGAGGUCGCGAGGAAGGAUCCUCCGAAACUCGCGAUGCAGCUGUCGAAGCCGUUCGUCCUCGCCGAUCAGCAGACGGCGAGCGGAUUCGAGGUGUUCCAGAGGCUGGCCGCCAUCGGUUGCGACGAGUUGAGCUCGAAGCUCAGCUCGCUGGCGGCGAUGGACGAGCUGACGGGGAAGACGGCCGAGCAGAUCGCGUUCGAAGGCAUGGCGUCGGCGAUCAUCAGCGGGCGGAGCAAGGAAGGCGCCAGCUCCAGCGCGGCGAAGUCGGUGGCGGCGCUCAAGACGAUGGCCGCGGCGAUGAGCGAGGGGCGGAAGGAGAGGAUACUGACGGGGAUCUGGAACAUUCGGGAGGAGCUGGUGCUCGUCGAGGAGAUACUAGCCUUCUCCUUGCAAAAGAUCGAGGCGAUGGCGAUCGAAGCGCUGAAGAUUCAGGCGGAUAUGGCCGAAGAGCAGGCCCCGUUCGACGUCUCGCCGCUGGCGAACAAGGAGCAAUCGAGCAACAGCCAUCCGCUGGAUUCGGCGGUGCCGCCGGAAGAGUGGGGGAGCGUUUGCGCCGGAGCGGACACGGUGACGGUGUUAGUGGCGGUUCAGUUAAGGGAUCCGCUUCGGCGGUACGAGACGGUGGGGGCGCCUACGAUAGCGGUGAUUCAGGCGGCGAGAGCGGGGGAGGGGGACGAGGAAGAAGGGAGGUUCAAAGUCGGCAGUCUGCACGUGGGAGGUCUGAAGCUGCGGGCGGGCGGAGGAGGGCGGCGGAGCGCGUGGGACGGGGAGCGGCAGCGGCUGACGGCGAUGCAGUGGCUGGUGGCUUACGGUUUGGGGAAGGGGGCCGGCGGGAGGAAGGGGAGGGCGGCGCAGGCCAAGGGCGGGAAGGAUGUGGUGUGGAGCAUGUCAUCCAGAGUGAUGGCAGAUAUGUGGCUCAAACCGAUGCGGAAUCCGGACGUGAAAAUAACUGAACAAUAAUAAUAAUAUUAUUAUUAUUAUGUCGCUAAAGUACAGUGCACUAAGAAUGUAAUUAAAUUUAUUAUAUGUUUUUCUUUUGCGGUUUUCGUAAGUGGUAUCUAAGAAGGUGGUUGUGAGGAGAAACGUAUAAUUUCUUGUGCUGUUGUGUGAGGAAUAAAAAUGAGUAGUUUAUAUUGGAUAUUCAUUAAUGAGAUGAUGUAAUAAUGCAUAACACAAUCCGUGAAAGAACAAAGUUAGAGAUGGGGAGGUUAAUUAA